Molecule: messenger RNA, 3563 nt
Organism: Tuber aestivum (summer truffle)
Lineage: Eukaryota; Fungi; Ascomycota; Pezizomycetes; Pezizales; Tuberaceae
Source: the annotation of a GenBank genome assembly
UGACGAUCACUCGUGUCUGCAUGGCAAAACUGGGAUACUCGAGGAUGUGAAUUUGAUCAAUCGUGGGUGGGCAUGAUUCAGAGGUCCCCGGGGCCUGGUAAUUUCUGAUUGGGUACACCUACCUAACUCGGGUCGUGCGUUGUAGCUUCUAUCUUAUAUUCUUCGCCCGCGUCAGGCUUGGAGAUCAAUCAGGUUUGGUCAGCAGCGGGGUGGAAAAGGAGUGCCUUCGCCCGAUCGGAUGGAUAUUAUUGUGCAGUAUUCAGACGCCAACUCUGAUCCCUCUUAACUAAGACUACUGCGCGUCCAUGGUGAGAAAACCCUCCGCUUCUCAACGAGUUGAGAGCUGAGAAACAAGUCUCUCAGGAACUGACCGUUUGAGGAUACACACUAGUGAGACGGUCAUCCGCCUUGGGGAGAACAACUGGAAAUUAUUUCCCAAAGAUUUUUCUUUUCAGUCGCGAACUUCGUAUGAUAGCUUGAGAUGGCGAGGUAGCUACAUCCCCGAGGCUGUAUAAGAACUAAUACUAACAUCAGUGUUAGAACGGAUAAAUCCUCUACCCUCACGCUUGCCGGAGCGGGGGACCGGCUAUCAGAUGCGAAUAAAUAUAUCCAUCAUUUACUCCAGCUAACACCAAAGGAGCUGGAAGGGUUGGACCCCUGUGAGAGAAUCAGGGCAUUGGUGGCUCUAUCAGGGGCCGGUGAAGAGGAAGCGGUACAGCAGCUUCUAGAGUUAGGAACCGAUGUCAACCUUUCGGCAGAACCCCUAGGGGUGACACCAUUACAGAGUGCAGCAGCCAUUGGUCAUCGGGGAAUUGUUAACCGACUACUAGACGCUGGGGCCGACGUGAACUAUACGCCCCCCGGAAGAUCGGCAGCCCUGACAGCAUUACAAGAAGCGGCAGCCGGAGGACAUAUUGAUUUGGUGAUAGAUUUGGUGAGAAGCGGCGCACUUAUCAAGAAUAUACGCAUGACAGAGGACAUGAUGCCAAUACAUUGGGCGGUUAUCCAUGGGGACCCGGUAUUAUUGGAAAGAUGGCAAGCUCUGGGAGCCGACACUAACGUCGAAGAUUCAAUGGGGAGGAAUCCUAUACAUAUCGCCGCUCUUUCGAACAAACCGGAAAACCUAAGAUGGUUGCUCCGGCCGUGCGGGUUUCUGAGCAGUACCAUUGCAAAGAAUGCGCGGGACCUUAAUGGAUCGACCCCAUUGCAUUUAGCGAUUGAAGGGGGAUGUUUUGAAGUAUUCCAAUGCCUUUUGAAGGAAGGCGCCAACAUCGCAAUUCAAGACAACAAGAAGCAGAGACCUCUCGGCCUCGCACUGUCAGGAAAGAAACCCGAUAUGGUAAACGGGUUGCUUGGGGCGGGCGCAUCUGCUAAUGGAAUAACGGCGAAAGAAUGGAGCAGGUUGUUCAGGGUGGGCGAGGAUACUGAAGGUGAUGACGACGAAGAGGAGAAAGGCCUGGUUUGCGGCGAGGGAGAGGACGGGGAGGUUAUCGUUAUAACUCGAGAUCAUGAACGUGUCAAACCUAUUGAGUGUGUCCCAGGGAUUGAAGCUGUUGAUAGGGUGAAAUAUGGAUACAAGGAAGCAAAUACCCGACUUUUGUAAGUGUAUUUCUUGAGAUACGAUAACAUUUUCGGAGCUGAAUAGUUGACAAUAUGUAGUUCUACUAUACAGCUAACGAAGUCAUCAGAGGCGGACUUAUAUAAUCCAGACACCAUCAUUUCGGAGAGCCCAAACUUCCUACUACCGAAAAACAGCCAUAUGGAGAGUAAAGCCUCCGUAAGAUGGACGUGGCGUUCAAUCAAUCAAAGUGACCUAUUCAAAAACGUCAAAAACGGUGACCGUGUGCAAGACGGAUUCCCGGGGCUGGAAGACUUGAAAACUAAUCCUUCAGUGCAUGGUAAGGGUGCCAAUUCAGCUAAGAAGGUUCACCCUGCUAAGGCGCGAAAAGUCAGUCUGAGGUGCUUCGUGAGCUUUCGAUACUUCCGAGUACUCUCCUCGGACUCUGCAGGGCUCGAUGGCUCCUUUCCUAUGAGGGCGAAAUACAGUCGGAUAUCCUGGGUAAUGGAGAGCUUGAAGUCACACCACACGGACAUCGACGGGCGGGGGGUGAAGGACGUUGUCCCGAUUCUCAAAACAAAAACCUACAUCAGCACCCUGAAGUGCGGCUGGGUACCCGCGCACGGCGUCGAGUUCUUCACCAUGUUCGUGCAAGAGCUACUGCCGAAGUGGGCGAAGCUCAUAGACGCGGCCGAACUCCAUCUCUCUGGUGUGGUGAGUAUUCUCUCUAAGUCCAGCACUCACCCAUCCACAAUCACCCUGAAAUUUCUUUUUUAUGACCCUCAAGUGCCAUAAAACGGAUAUUGGCUAAGACAUAUAUCCCGCGUUUCUUUUUUGGGUUUUCCCGCUCUAGCGCGAGAACUUGUUGAAAAGCGGCGGUGAAACGAACGACCUGAUAAAACCUUUGCUAAAGGAUGCCCAAAGUUGGAUUAUGCUGCGCAAACUGCUGCAGGAGCACAUCCAAACCGCGUCGGAAUUCCUGAAACUGUACGAGAGCGAGGACUUCCUGCGGGAGGAAGUGGGAGUCUCCGCUUAUAAGGACAAGAUCCCUAAAAUAUCCAUCAGGGAUUCCGGACUCCCUUUAGAAUCGCCGAGGGUGCUGGAGUACUUUGAGGACUCCACACUGCCCAAGCAGAAUGCCUGGCCCGCGGGCAAGCAGUUGCGCAAGGCAAUCAAGGAGUUGAAGAAUUGCACGCCGAGGAUUAAUGCUUUGGAUAAGGAUACCAAGACUAUGAUUCAGCUGGUAGGUUUUUGUCACUAGAGGGGGCGUAUGUUACUAACCUCGGUUUCUGUAGCAAUUCAAUCUAGCAUCGAUAUACGAAACACACAGCAUGAAGCGGCUGAGUUGGAUUACGGUAUUUCUUCCAAAUCCUCAUUCUUUAAUCAAGCCGAGAAGACUAACCUCAACCAGUUUAUAUUCCUCCCAUUAACAUUCAUAGCGGUAAGCUCCCCCCCCCCACCCAAUUCACUCUCUAAGAUUCAUCAUACUAAUUAGCCUCACUAAAUAGAGUUUGUUCGGAAUGAACGUAAACCUCCUUGAUGGCAACCCCGACUGGUGGUGGUACAUAGUCCUCAGCGGGGCGACACUGGGCCUUGUACUCAUAAUAUGGAUAAUCGUCAAGAACAUCAAAGUUUGUUCCACCUUGCCCCUCGCUAUGCUAUUUAUCUCAAGUGGGGCUAACAAGCGUAUAGAAAUGGCGGAAAAGGGAGAGAAAGCGAAAGAAGGAUAUAGAAAUGGGUGAUGUGGUGUCUGAUAAGGAUAAGUUGCAUUAGGAGCUUAUGAUAUGAUGGAUGGUCUGGCGAUGAGAAUGUGGGAUGAAGUGAUGCGUGGAGAAAAAUACGAAUGUAUGGGCUAGAGGCAUUGAAUUAGAUUGGAUGGGACAAGGAAUCUCGUAACAUUGUACAAUAUAGUUUCCCUUUUUGGUGGGAAGGGAUUCUCAAAUUUUGGCACCAUUUUAGUUUUGAACUUCGAAAUCUACAGUAAACGAGUGCAUUACUCAACCGC